UGCAGAUAUAAUGGCUGUUCCUCCGGCGUACGCAGACCUGGGAAAGGCUGCAAAGGACGUCUUUAACAAGGGCUACGGGUUUGGGACGGUGAAGCUUGACGUCAAAACCAAGUCUGCUAACGGAGUGGAGUUUAAAACAUGUGGCACGUCUAACAUGGACUCAAACAAGGUCAGCGGGAACCUGGAGACGAAGUAUAAAUGGGCCGAGUACGGACUGACCUUCACUGAGAAGUGGAGCACGGACAACACGCUGGGCACAGAGAUCAGCGUGGAGGACCAGAUCACCAAAGGACUGAAGCUGACCUUUGACACGACCUUCUCACCAAACACUGGUAAGAAGAGUGGCAAGGUGAAGACAGCGUAUAAGCGAGAAUACGUGAACGUGGGCUGUGAUGUGGAUUUCGACUUCGCCGGUCCUGCCAUCCACGGUGCGGCGGUGCUGGGAUACGAGGGCUGGCUCGCCGGAUACCAGAUGACCUUUGACACCGCCAGGUCCAAAAUGACUCGCAGCAACUUCGCAAUCGGAUACAAGACCGGAGACUUCCAGCUGCACACUAAUGUGAAUGAUGGGACGGAGUUUGGCGGCUCCAUCUAUCAGAAAGUGAGCGCUGAUCUGGAGACGGCGGUGAAUCUGGCCUGGACCGCCGGCAGCAACAGCACACGCUUCAGCCUCGCCGCCAAAUACAUGCUGGACUCCAGCUCCUCCAUUAGAGUGAAGCUGAUGCUUUCCGCCCUGCUCGAUGGGAAGAACAUCAACGCUGGAGGCCACAGACUGGGUCUGGGACUCGAGCUGGAGGCGUAA
Sinocyclocheilus anshuiensis is the source of this 802-nucleotide messenger RNA. RefSeq names its product voltage-dependent anion-selective channel protein 2. Gene Ontology annotation, cellular component: mitochondrial outer membrane. Lineage: Eukaryota; Metazoa; Chordata; Actinopteri; Cypriniformes; Cyprinidae. The coding region runs from base 11 to 802 and encodes 263 amino acids. Gene Ontology annotation, biological process: monoatomic anion transmembrane transport. Gene Ontology annotation, molecular function: voltage-gated monoatomic anion channel activity. The record is from RefSeq and is a predicted model, not a curated record. The transcript is spliced from 7 exons.